CUCUUACAUAAUGCUGGAAAGUUUAGUGGGUCAGAGAGACAGAAAAGAAGACUGGGUCACCAUGACGUGCUGUACUCCAAAGAUAGACCCUCUGAUGCUGACAUCUUUGUGUGUGGUUUUGUCACAGAAAUGGACGUGGAUCACGGAUUCUAUCGGCAGGUGGAUGUCCAGGACCACGCUCACUACAUCGUUGCCUUCUUCGUCUUGGUGAUUGGAACAGUGGGUGUUACUGGGAAUGCCUUGGUCAUGUACGCCUUUUUCUGUAACAAGAAGCUACGGACUCCUCCCAACUUUUUCAUCAUGAACCUGGCAGUCAGUGACUUCCUGAUGGCAAUUACACAGUCACCCAUAUUUUUUGUUAAUUCUCUUUACAAGGGCUGGAUUUUUGGUGAGACAGGCUGUAAAAUGUACGCCUUCUGUGGAGCUUUAUUUGGAAUCACUUCCAUGAUAAACCUUCUGGCCAUCUCUGUAGAUCGCUACAUUGUCAUCACCAAGCCUCUGCAGGCCAUACAAUGGACCUCCAAGAGACGCACUUGCUUCAUUAUUUCCCUGGUCUGGCUAUACUCUCUAGCCUGGAGCCUUGCACCACUUUUGGGGUGGAGUUCAUAUAUACCAGAGGGCCUGAUGACCUCAUGCACAUGGGACUACGUGACAUCUACUCCAGCCAAUAAAAGUUACACUUUGAUGUUAUGCUGCUUUGUAUUCUUCAUCCCUCUGGGCAUUAUAUCCUACUGUUAUCUGUGCAUGUUUCUGGCAAUCCGCCAUGCAAGCAGAGAUGUGGAGAAGUUGGGGUCUCAGGUGAGGAAGACAACCCUGAUCCAGCAGCAGUCCAUCAAGACUGAAUGGAAGCUGGCCAAGAUUGCCUUUGUGGUCAUCAUAGUGUUUGUGCUUUCCUGGUCGCCCUAUGCAUGUGUCACCCUCAUCGCCUGGGCUGGAUAUGGAAGCAUCCUGAAUCCCUACUCCAAAGCUGUCCCAGCUGUUAUAGCCAAGGCAUCAGCCAUCUACAACCCUUUUAUUUAUGCCAUCAUUCACUCUAAAUACAGGUGA
This is a messenger RNA of Thunnus maccoyii (southern bluefin tuna), 1047 nucleotides long. It is a transcript of the gene opn4xa, whose product is annotated as opsin 4xa. Gene Ontology annotation, molecular function: G protein-coupled receptor activity. The transcript is spliced from 6 exons. Gene Ontology annotation, biological process: G protein-coupled receptor signaling pathway; visual perception. Gene Ontology annotation, cellular component: membrane. Lineage: Eukaryota; Metazoa; Chordata; Actinopteri; Scombriformes; Scombridae. The coding region runs from base 130 to 1047 and encodes 305 amino acids. The record is from RefSeq and is a predicted model, not a curated record.